This is a messenger RNA of Myotis brandtii (Brandt's bat), 3001 nucleotides long. RefSeq names its product tight junction protein 3 (gene TJP3). The record is from RefSeq and is a predicted model, not a curated record. The transcript has 20 exons. Gene Ontology annotation, biological process: cell-cell junction organization; establishment of endothelial intestinal barrier; positive regulation of blood-brain barrier permeability. Lineage: Eukaryota; Metazoa; Chordata; Mammalia; Chiroptera; Vespertilionidae. Bases 94 to 2838 code for a protein of 914 amino acids. Gene Ontology annotation, molecular function: cell adhesion molecule binding. Gene Ontology annotation, cellular component: bicellular tight junction; plasma membrane.
CACCCCCACCCGCUCCCUCACCCCAGGGUGGGGACCGAUUGACGGCUCCCAGGCUCGCCGGGGGCAGGGGCGCUGGAGAGCCCCGAGUGGACCAUGGCGGUGAGAUUCCAGGUGUUGGACAUGGAGGAGCUGACCAUCUGGGAACAGCACACGGCUACCGUCUGCAAGGACCCCCGCCGGGGCUUCGGCAUUGCGAUCUCUGGCGGUCAUGACCGGCCUGGUGGACCCGUGUUUGUGUCCGAUGUGGUGCCCGGAGGGCCGGCGGAGGGCAGGCUGCAGACAGGGGACCAGAUUGUCAUGGUGAACGGGGUGUCCAUGGAGAAUGUCAACUCCACCUUUGCCAUUCACAUACUCAAGACCUGCACCAAGCUGGCCAACAUUACCGUGAAGCGUCCCCGGAAAAUCCAGCUGCCCAGCACCAAGGCCAGCCCCUGUGGCCCAGGACACCAGGAUUCAGAUGAAGACGGGCCCUGGCGGCUUGAGGACACUAACCAUGGCCGGGGCUACGAGGGUGACACAUCCAGUGGCUCUGGCCGCUCCUUGGGAGAGCGCUCCCACCGGCCCAGGGCAGGCCGCCGGAGCCGGGCCGGCAACCAUGGGAGCAGGAGCCCGGGUGGGGGCUCCGAGGUCAGAGGGCUGGCCCUGAUGUCCGGCUUCAAGAGGCUGCCACGGCAGGACGUGCAGAUGAGGCCACUGAAGUCAGUGCUGGUGCGGAGGAGGGAGAGUGAAGAGUUUGGGGUCAAACUGGGAAGUCAGAUCUUCAUCAAGCACAUCACGGAUUCGGGCCUGGCUGCCCAGAACCGGGGGCUGCAGGAAGGAGACCUUGUCCUACAGAUCAACGGGGUGUCCAGCGAGAAUCUGUCGCUGAGUGACACACGGCAACUGAUCGAGAAAUCGGAAGGGAAGCUGACUCUGCUGGUGCUCAGGGACCGAGAGCAGUUUUUGGUGAACAUCCCGCCAGCUGUCAGUGACAGUGACAGCUCCCUCCUGGAGGACAUCUCAGACCUCUGCUCGGAACUGUCUCAGGCGCCACCAUCCUAUGUCCCACCACCCCCCCAGCACAGGCAGCGGAGUCCUGACACCGACCGGACCAACUCCCCCGUGGAGAGCUCCCAGCUUCGGCGGAGAAGUUCUGUGGAUUCCAGAACCACCUUGGAACCAGACACCCCCAGGCAAAGCAGCUAUGACAUCUACAGGGUGCCCAGCCGCCAGAGCAUGGAGGACCGCGGGUACAGCCCCGACUCGCGGGUGGUCCGCUUCUACAAGGGCACCAGCAUCGGGAUGAAGCUGGCUGGAGGCAACGAUGUGGGCAUCUUCGUGUCGGGGGUGCAGGAGGGCAGCCCGGCUGAGGAGCAGGGCAUCCAGGAAGGAGAUCAGAUUCUGCAGGUGAAUGACGUGCCCUUCCGGAACCUGACUCGGGAGGAGGCUGUGCAGGUCCUGCUGGGGCUGCCACUGGGCGAGGAGGUGGAGCUGGUGACGCAGCGGAAGCAGGACAUCUUCCGGAAGAUGGUGCAGUCCCGUGUGGGCGACUCCUUCUACAUCCGCACACACUUUGAGCUGGAGCCCAGCCCACCCUACGGCCUGGGCUUUACCCGCGGCGACGUCUUCCACGUGCUGGACACGCUGUAUCCGGGCCCGGGGCAGGGCCACACCCGCGGGGGCCAGUGGCUGGCGGUGCGCAUGGGUCGUGACCUCCGGGAGCAGGAGCGCGGCAUCAUUCCCAACCAGAAGAGGGCAGAGCAGCUGGCCAGUCUGGAGGCCGCCCAGCGGGCCCUGGGGCCUGGGCCUGGGGCCUCGGCGGGCUCUGGCGGACGGGCUGAGUUCUGGCGACUACGGGGUUUUCGUCGGGGAGCCAAGAAGACCAGCCAUCGGAGCCGCGAGGACCUGUCGGAUCUGACCAGGCAGGGUCACUACCCACCGUAUGAACGUGUGGUGCUUCGAGAAGCCAAUUUCAAGCGCCCAGUGGUGAUCCUGGGACCCGUGGCAGACAUUGCGAUGCAGAAGUUGACUGCUGAGAUGCCUGACCAGUUUGAAAUCGCAGUUCUCUCUCCGCUCUCAUCCUCUCCCACUGCCCCCACCAUGGGCCCUGCGCAGGACAAGCACGCGCUCCUAGACGUGACACCCUCGGCCGUGGAGCGCCUCAACUACGUGCAGUACUACCCCAUCGUGGUCUUCUGCGCCCCCGAGAGCCGCUCGGCCCUCAAGGCUCUGCGCCAGUGGUUGGCGCCGGCCUCCCGCCGCAGCACCCGCCGCCUCUACGCUCAAGCCCAGAAGCUGUGGAAGCACAGCGACCACCUCUUCACAGCCACCAUUCACCUGCAAGGCACAAGCGACGGCUGGUACCAGGAGCUCAAGGCCAUUAUCCGGGAGCAGCAGAUGCGGCCCAUCUGGACAGCCGAGGACCAGCUGGACAGCUCCCUGGAGGACAACCUGGACCUCCCUCACCGCGGCCUGAAUGACAGCUCCGCGGAUCUGAGCUGUGACAGCCGGGUCAACAGCGACUACGAGACAGAUGGCGAGGGCUACACGGACGGCGAGGGCUACACGGACGGUGAGGGUGGGCCCCACACAGACGUGGACGAGGGGCCCCCAGCACCAGCCCUGGGCCGGUCCUCGGAGCCUGUGCUCGUGGAAAAACCUGAGAGCCUGCGGGAUCAUGGGAGAUCCUCAGGCCACCAAGGGGCCCAGGUGGACAGCUGCCACCCACAGGGUCAGUGGCGACAGGAAAGCAUUCGGACAUAUGCGCGCGAAGCUGUGAGGAAAAAGUUUACACAAGCCCGACACGUGGAGUCCUCCGACGAAGAUGGCUACGACUGGGGCCCAGCCACUGACAUAUGAGCCCCUCCCAGGUGGCAGCGGGCCACCAUCCCUCUUCCUCCCAGCUCGGACUCAGUUUCCCAUACAGAACCGCAAACCCUGCUCCUUCCACCUGGUCUUUAAUAAAUAUUUUCACAGCACUGGCUUCUAGUGGCUUCCAGGAAGGACACGGAGCCAGAGUUAA